AUGGAUGUUGAUCCCCCAAUUGCCAUCUUGUCCAUGACCCCGCCGUCCAGCGAAUUAGACGAGUUCGAGAAAGGCACCUUGCUGGCCUGCUCGCCCUCAUUCUCCGGCUUCACUUACCCUUCUCCUACACCAUCUCACCACGGCCACGUUUCCUCAGUGUCGUCUGAUACGAUAUACAACAUCUUACCAGAAGUCCCAAUGUCUUCCGACCCGCAGAGUCACGACCUAAACCAUCUAUCUUUCGAGGCCACCUCGUCCGAGUCGACCUCCUUCUUCGCCGUGCCGCCCGUCACGGAUCCGUCCUUCAUCGCCUAUCCAGCCACCACUUCGACCGACACCUCAUAUAACAGAUAUGACCAGAAUCAAUGGUAUACGUACUCCAACUAUCCCCAACCCAUGCCAUUGCUGCCGUACGACCCGGACCCUUCGACCCCCUUCACCAGCUUCCCGCAUCAACCGACACAACAUGGCCUAGCCAACAUCAUUCCUCCCACGCCGCGAGACAACUCAAACACAAUCUUCGACUUCAACACACCACCGGUGGGCACCACUUACGCCUCCAACCACAACCUAAUUGCGUCGCCGGCAUUCUCUCAGAGCUCUCGGAGCCAUCGAAGCAGCCUGCCGUCCCUGUCACGAUCAUGCAGUCCGGUAGCAUCCCUGCACGAAACGGCGGCCGGCAGAGCUCUUUCAAGAGAGUCAUCCGCGCUUCAUCGCGCUCCUCCUCUACGAUCGGAAUCCACCUCAUCCAGCGCUUCUCUGCACACAUAUGGCCAUCCGGUGACCGAACCUCAACCCAUGGCAGGCGGCGCAUCAUCAUUCUCGCCGACUUCAUCAGCAGCCAACCCAGCAGCCAACGGCGUGGUUCGAUCCUGGCGAUGCGCCUAUCCCGGCUGCACUUCCCGCGCGACGUUCCAGCGCGGCUGUGAUCUGCGGAAGCACUACAACCGACACAGCAAGCAUCUGUUCUGUCGCGUGGAAGGGUGUCCGCAAAGUGAAGCCGCCGCCGCGGCGCGUGCACAGUCCAACGACCAGCCUCUGACCGGCGGGUUCAGUUCCAAGAAAGACCGCGCCCGCCACGAAGCCAAACAUAACCCCGGCAUCAGGUGCGAAUGGCGCGGGCCUGAUGGCGAGGAAUGCACCCGCGUCUUCUCGCGCAUGGAUAACAUGAAGGAUCAUGUUAGACGGAUCCACAAUAAAGCCCUGAACCAGAACCAGAACCAACAAGCCCAGCAGCAGCAUCAAAAGGCAAGCCAGGGCUCGGGUUCAAGUCGGAAAUAA
Messenger RNA from Capronia coronata CBS 617.96, 1281 nucleotides. RefSeq lists its product as uncharacterized. The coding region runs from base 1 to 1281 and encodes 426 amino acids. The transcript has a single exon. Lineage: Eukaryota; Fungi; Ascomycota; Eurotiomycetes; Chaetothyriales; Herpotrichiellaceae. The record is from RefSeq and is a predicted model, not a curated record.